Catharus ustulatus (Swainson's thrush) is the source of this 3274-nucleotide messenger RNA. It is a transcript of the gene GSDME, whose product is annotated as gasdermin E. Gene Ontology annotation, biological process: programmed cell death. The transcript has 11 exons. Gene Ontology annotation, cellular component: cytoplasm. The record is from RefSeq and is a predicted model, not a curated record. NCBI's taxonomy places the organism in Eukaryota, Metazoa, Chordata, Aves, Passeriformes, Turdidae. Bases 393 to 1898 code for a protein of 501 amino acids.
GUUUUUUUCCCUCUGCUCCUUCUGUAAGAUGAUCUUCUCAUGCAGGAGCAAUGCAGAAAGAUCUUCUAAUGCGGCAGUGAUGCACUACAUGCUUCAGCUCAGGAGAUGGAGUCUGUGCCUGACAGACCACGCUGAGAUUGUUUAUUUCUCUGAUAUGACAUUCUCCCUGCUGGCAUCCCAGCUGGUCAUGGAGUAACCACCGGGAAUUUUGACAGUGCAGUGCACCUGAAGAGAUCUUCCACGAAGACUGAAUGCUCAAGGUACACCUACACCAGUGAAAUAUGUUCCCUGCAAAGACAUUGCCAGCACAGCAAAGUGUGGGAGACAUUGCCAUAAUUUUGAAGUUGAAAACUGCCCCAUCUCUCCUGCCUGGCUUUAACUGAUUCCCCACGAUGUUUGCAAAAGCAACGAAGAAUUUUGUGAGAGAAACUGACACUGGAGGUCACCUGAUCCCUGUCUCCCAGUUGAAUGCCUCAGACAAGCUGCAGCUUUUGAGCUUAGUUACGAAGAGGAGGAAAUUCUGGUGCUGGCAGAAGCCCAAGUAUCAUUUCUUGACAGUCACCCUGAGUGAUGUGCUUACUGAAGACAAACCAAUAAAACCAGUGAUUGUGGAGUCUGACUUUGCAAAAUAUAUGGGGAAGUUUGAAGAUUUUGUUCAAGGAAGUAUUGAAACAUCAUUUUUGAAGAUCAGCCUGGGAACUGGAGGGAAGGGUUACGUGGAAAACCAGUCGUCAUUUGGAAACUUGAGGAAGCAGGAGAUUGACUUGCAGCAGCUUAUGAAAGAUGUCAAGGACAGAACAAUAGAUCUAAAGAGUAGUUUACUUCAGCAAGUUAUAGAAAGAAAACGUGAAGUGCUGUGCAUCUUGAGAGAAAAGAUAAUCACAACUCAGAGGUGUACGAUAUCCGAACAUAUCCAGACAGAAGAAAAAGUCAGUGGUGUGAUGGGAUGCACUGCAAAAACAAUAAAGGUUUCAGUAAGUGAAGAUGGAAGUCUGGUGAAGGAUUCUAGCGUGAUCCUUGAAAUUCCUCCUGCAACCACUAUUGCCUACAGUGUAAUUGAACUGUUUGUAAAGCAGAAUGGCCAGUUUGAGUUCUGUCUGCUAGAUGAACAGCAAGGAGGUUUUGAAAAAGAAAGCACAGAAGGCUCAGCUUAUCCUCAUUCAGUUGAAUUCAGAGAUGCUUCGUUCCUCUAUCAGCCAGAUGCUGUUGAUAAUGAGAUGUACUCUGGGGCUAAAAACGUCGUUCCCAGUGAUGCUUCUAUAAGUAUAUUGAAACAAGAUCUGUCACGGUUGAAGACGCAGUUCCAACCCUUUGUGAAGCUUGCAGAAGACAAGCAAAGAGCUUUAUAUAAAACCCUUUGUGAGCUCUUGCUCCAUGAAGAAGUGGUGACUGCCCUGGGGGACAUGUUCGAUGAUAUCUGCACAGGAGGCAAGCCAGAUCUGGAGGAGUUGAAACUUGAACAACAAAGAGACCUCCUUGACUUCUUACAGCUCUUAGGGUGCAGUUUACAGAGUGAGCUGUUGUUGCAGAAAUAUCAGCCUCAGGAUGAAGAACUUUUCUCAGCUGCUCACCUUCUUAUCAGUGCUGUAUCUGAGCUGCCUGAUGACACUCUUGUCCUGCUGCGUGCCUGCUGUGACCUUCAGGUUGUUCCAGCCUUGUGUUGUUUGCCUAACGUCGCUUCAGCCGAUGGCACUGUGGCGCUGAGCAAUCCUUUGGUGGCCACUCUCGCUGACAGAGGAAGCUUUGAGGUCGUGCAAAGGCUGUUUGCUUCAUCAAACAUUAAUCUGGAAAUGGCAGAGUCUUCUGUAAAAGCUGUAACUAUGAAAGAACCGAGAUUCUUCCCACUUGUUCUUUAUGUUGCACUGUAUGGAUUUCAUGCAUUAGGUGGGAAUGUAUAGGAACUGUAAUGAGUAUCCAGUUUUUGCUCUAGCCUGUUGUAUCUUCUGUAGCUCUGUAAUUUUGGUGUGUUUGGGAUCAGCUGUAGAGUGGUUCUGUUGGUACUUAGGGCAGUACAGCCCAGAAUUAGGGUGACCAGGGGACUCUGCAGUUUCAGUGGAAAAUACAUAAAUAAGGGAUGGAAUUAAAAAAGAGAGCCAUGGAAGAGAAAUUGAACGUAGCUGCUCUGCUAGGUGUCAGAUCUGCAGGGCAGUGAAAGCCGGAUUGCUUGCAUUAAUAUGCACAGGAGAAAACAGCGAAGUACAAACUGCUUUUUGUAAGCAAGCAAACAGGCAAGCCCUGGAAACCCAGGGUUCUGCAAUGCAGCAACUGCUUUGCUCCUUUAAGCCCGGGUGUGCAGAAUGCCUUCACUGUGGAGGAAGUGCAAUGAAGGGCUCUUAAAAAGGUACUCGAUUAGAUUCUCUUAUUAAUUAUUGCACUGCGGGAAAUAACAAAGCCUCUUUUUCAACCUCCAAGACCACUUUAGGGAUUUAUACCUCUGUACAGCAUUUCUGUUUUCUGGUGUGUUCUCACUCAUGUUAGCAAGUUUCAGCUGUUUAAACUGCAUUCUGAACCUCAGGGCAUGGCAAUGCCUUUUGGUGUGUGCACAUGAAGGGUCCCUGCUGCACACCACAAAAAUUACCAUUUUACUCUUAUGACAUUUUCAGUGCAGAUAUUUUGCUUGUUUCUUUGACUAACAGCAAAGUAUUAGUAAAGCACUGUGUGCUUGAACUAUUAUGCGUGUUUUUCCAUAGUAAUUUUUUGUAAUCAUGGAUGGAACAGAAAUGCAGCGGAGAUCACUGUAAAUGUGGGUUUGGGAAGAAGAUGUUCCAAGUAGGUGGAGUAUCAGUGUUUACAGAUGAGAUCAUCAGAUGACUGAGAAACAAACAAGCAGGCACCUGUGUGGGGGUGAUCAGUAACCAGGCCCUGCAGCGUAGCAGGUGGGUGGGAGUUCUGCUCAGUUUCCUGCUCUAUUCCCACAUGGCCUUGAGCAGAUGCCUAAGAAGCCUUUAAAAAGUCAUGUCAGUUCAGCUUUGCUUGAGGACAUGGACUUUGCAGAAAAGCACCACGGUGCCUUUGCAUUCCCUGAGAGCUCAGGAUAGCUCUGGGAUGUGGGCUUUUCUGCAUCUUGUCUUAAGUGAAGCUGAUGGUGUUGCCUGAACUUCAUGCUGGUGUAGAAGGAAAGAUCCUUUAGGAGCUGGAAUCAUGGAACUCUGCUUUUGGGAGCGGUGCGUAAGCGCGAAGGUUGUCUUUUGCCCAUCACUAAUAAAAAUUGCCUCUGUAAUGAGUUUACAAAAGCUUUCUAUUAAAUGCUGUGUGAAAACAAUAGAAUAACCUA